ACCGCCCGGUGCACCCAUUCACUCCGCCUGCCUCCUCAGUCUCCUCCUCCUCCUCCUUCUUCUGUGUCACCAGCGUUCACAGCAGCUGCAGAAGUCUCUGUCAGCCACAUUUGCGUUUGGAAAAGUGCCUCAAAAUGACAAUGAAACUGGUUUACUGGGACAUCCGCGGGCUUGCCCAGCCUGCCCGCCUGCUGCUGGAGUACACCAGCACCAGUUAUGAGGACAAGUUUUACGUCUGUGGCGAAGCUCCAAACUAUGACAAGAGCUGUUGGUUUGAUGAGAAACACAAACUUGGAAUGGACUUUCCGAAUCUGCCUUAUUUGGAGGAUGGAGACAGGAAGAUCGUGCAGAGCAAUGCUAUCAUGAGAUACAUUGCUCGUAAGCACAACAUGUGCGGAGAGACAGAGGAUGAGAAAGUCCGUGUUGACAUCAUGGAGAACCAGGCGAUGGACUUCAGAAAUGGCUUUGUGAGGCUGUGCUACACUGACUUUGACAAGAUGAAACCAGGGUACCUCGAGGCGUUGACUGGCACACUGAAGCAGUUCUCAGGUUUCUUGGGGGACAGAAAGUGGUUUGCUGGUGACAAGAUCACUUUUGUGGACUUCAUUAUGUACGAGCUGUUGGAUCAGCACAGGAUGUUUCAUCCUACAUGUCUGGAUGACUUCAAGAACCUCAAAGAUCUUUUGGACCGAUUUGAGGCUCUGGAGAAGAUUUCUGCCUACAUGAAGUCAGACAGAUUCAUGAAGACUCCUGUCAACAACAAGAUGGCCAAGUGGGGAAACAAGAAAGAGUAAAGUAACGCAUUUACCUGCUAUUGAAAUAAUGAAAACAGAGUUCACACGUAGUGUACAGCUGGCUCAACACAAAUUUUUUAUAUUUUGUCUUUAUAUAACCUGCUGGUCGUCUAGGUUUCAUGCCUUAUAAUCAUGCUACACUCAAGUAUUUACAAGCUAAUUCAACAGUUUUAGUUCAGUUGUGUAAAAAUAAAUCCAAGUUUGUACUGACAUUAUGAACAUGUGUGAACUUUAUUAACUUAAUUUCUUUGUUACAUCUGAAACAGAUUUCUUUUGGCAGAUUAAAGAAAAAUCUUGCA
Molecule: messenger RNA, 1093 nt
Organism: Larimichthys crocea (large yellow croaker)
Lineage: Eukaryota; Metazoa; Chordata; Actinopteri; Sciaenidae
Product: glutathione S-transferase Mu 3-like
Exons: 8
Coding region: 135-794 (219 amino acids)
Biological process (GO): glutathione metabolic process
Molecular function (GO): glutathione transferase activity
Source: RefSeq, a predicted model, not a curated record